Molecule: messenger RNA, 1555 nt
Organism: Pungitius pungitius (ninespine stickleback)
Lineage: Eukaryota; Metazoa; Chordata; Actinopteri; Perciformes; Gasterosteidae
Product: cilia- and flagella-associated protein 251
Exons: 6
Coding region: 312-701 (129 amino acids)
Source: RefSeq, a predicted model, not a curated record
UCAUGAGAAAAGGUCUCUCUUAUUGGUUGUUGCUAUAAAUCUUAAAACCGUGUAGGAUUUACAUAGGAGUCUUCCCAAAUUUGGGGCACGGUUUGGCUUUUCUCUGCAUUUCUCGGCCCUCUUUUGGGAUUCGAAAGCCGCAUGCCGCACGUUAAUGUCGACCGACUGACCGACAAUUCUUUUUGUUUUUUCAUUCUCCCACACCUGUUCUUGGUUGUCAGACAGUACAGAGCCUGACUGCUGCCACCUCUACUGAGAAACAACAGGCUCUGUGACAAAGGUUGGACGACGCCGCUCGGGGGGGACCCCAAAUGUCGAGACAGAGGGAAGGGAUGGAAGAGAGCUAUGAGACAUUUGAAGAGGAGUUAAGGCCACCAAGAGCAGUACCUCCUCCACAGAAGCCUGUUCGACAGAUCGUCAGAACAGAAAUGAACACUACAAGAAAAUUCAAAGAGGAAAUUCUUACAUUUUCACAGCCAGCUAGAGCAGAACCCAAGAUUUUACCCAGGGAGCCCAGCUUCCCCAGAACAACCUUACGUAAAGCUUCGUCCUUCCAAAACUUGACCCAGAUUGAAACGCCUUGGGAGAACGUCACCCUCAACCGCUGUCUGUUUGUGGCCAUUACCAUCCUAGUGCUGACCUCAGGCUUCCAGAAGCUUCAUGGGAAGUCAAAUAAAAGGAGAACCACAGUUAUAAAAUGACAUGCCUACUUUGACUAAAUGGACUCUUUUCAAAAUCAAAAAACAGAAAGCCUGCGUGGUCAGAAGGCAGCGGAGGAGGAAGACGUUGGACUGACAGUGAGACGGACAGGCAGACUACGACACAGCAGACCACCACCUGAGCCAGAGACCACACUGUGGGAGGUCAUGUUACAGUGGCUACCAGACCUUGAUGAUGAAGAGGACGAGGAGGAUGAGGAGGACGAUGACGCCAAUGAAAAUGAUUUGGGAAGAGUCCAAAUAAAAAAGUCAAAGAGAGGAGCGGCAGCACGAGCAUCAAGAGGUCUCAGAAAUAAGCCGCCCCCGGACCGAAAAUCCAUCAAACGAAGAGAAGGACGGUUUAAGGAAGGGAGAGCCAAAAAAGCCAAAGACAAGACGGACAGAAACAAGAAGGAGGAACCUGAAGCAGGGCCAGAUGAGGAAGAUGAGCAUGACGGAGAGCAGGAGGAAGAGUCGGAGAGUCAAAAGCUGGAGGAAAAGAAAGAAGAAAAAGACUCAAAAGGCAUGAGCUGAUUCUUCGUACUCUGCAAUGUUGCAAUACAUUGUCGAAACCACUUUCACAGAAUUGAUUUGAUAACAUUUAUGAAGGUGGUAAUAUUCAAUUUAAUAAUAAAUAACCACCAGUGAGACUCAAAAUAAUGUUGCUGCUUAACAGAUGUGCUUCCAUGUAAUGAAACACCUGUAAAGACAUUUGCAUUUUCAUUUAACCUGCCGGCGGCUUCCUCUCAACUCUGAAAUCGCUCGGUUCUCGUUAGCUUUGAAGAACCCAAAUCGGUCUGUAGUUUGUAAUUAGAAGGUAUUGUAUACGGCAAAUAAAAGAACGUUUGUUUUGGUUA